Cucumis melo (muskmelon) is the source of this 1564-nucleotide messenger RNA. Its product is annotated as mitochondrial fission protein ELM1. The record is from RefSeq and is a predicted model, not a curated record. Gene Ontology annotation, biological process: mitochondrial fission. Lineage: Eukaryota; Viridiplantae; Streptophyta; Magnoliopsida; Cucurbitales; Cucurbitaceae. The transcript is spliced from 11 exons. Gene Ontology annotation, cellular component: mitochondrial outer membrane. Bases 66 to 1337 code for a protein of 423 amino acids.
UUUACUAACAUUGUAAUUUAACCUUCAAAUUUUGUUCUUCGUAUGACAAAUUACAACUUUUCUAAAUGAGACCGAUCAGACUCCCGGAACCUCCGAAUGGAUCAUUCGGCGUGCCGGAGAUUUUCAACGGCGGGAUCCACGGCGUCAUCAGGAGGGCCAUUGUAAUCGGAAAUGGCUUCCCCGGCGCCGAGAAUCAGUGUCUCGGUUUGGUCCGAGCUCUCGGCCUUUCAGGUCGGCAUUCUCUUUACCGGGUUAUGAGGCCACGGGGAGGGACCAAUGCGUGGCUUCGUUGGCUCCCAGUCUCUGUCCACAAGAAACUGGACUCUUUUAUCAAACAAGUUUUUGGUGAUUCUAGCAGAAAAGUUGAAGGGAAGAAUGGAAUGCCUCUGAUGACCAAGAAAACAGGCUUAUCCGACAUUUUAGAAGCUGAUGCCAAACAAAUUGCAAAAGUGGCACGUGAAACAUUUGAUAUGGAUGGUCCAUUGCUUGUAAUCGCAUCUGGCAGAGACACAAUUUCGGUUGCUAGCUCAAUAAAAAGGUUUGCUCCAGAAAAUGUUUUUGUUGUCCAGAUUCAACAUCCGAGGUCCUGGUUAGAUAGAUUUGAUUUGGUGAUUACUCCUCGUCAUGAUUAUUACCCUUUGACACCUCAUGCACGACAACAGAUUCCUUGGUUGCUUCGCCCGUGGAUUACUCCUUGUGAACCUCCUGGAAAAAAUGUGGUUCUUACUGUUGGAGCUCUUCAUCAGGCCGAUGUUGCUGCACUUAGGAGUGCGGCCUCUGCAUGGCAUAAUGAAUUGGCUUCUCUUCCCAAACCACUCCUUGUGGUUAAUGUAGGAGGCCCAUCAAGCAAUUGCCGCUAUGGCAUCGAUCUUGCAAAGCAAUUAGCUUCUAUGCUGCAAAACGUUCUUUGGAGCUGUGGAAGUGUUAGGAUCUCAUUUUCACGCCGGACCCCGGAGAAGGUAUCCAAAAUCUUGGUAGAAGAAUUCAGAACCCAUCCUAAAGUCUACAUUUGGGAUGGUGAAGGACCAAAUCCGCAUCUUGGGCAUCUAGCAUGGGCUGAUGCUUUUGUAAUAACAGCCGACUCUGUAAGUAUGUUGAGUGAGGCUUGCAGUACUGGGAAACCCGUCUAUGUGAUUGGAAACGACCGAUGCACGUGGAAGUUCGCAGAUUUCCAAAAUUCCCUCGCUGAACGAGGAGUGGUCCGGCCAUUCACUGGUAAAGAAGAUAUAUCGGAAAGUUGGAGCUACUCUUCCCUCAACGACACUGCAGAGGCUGCAAAUCGGGUAAAUUCGGCACUUGCUGCACGUGGGUGGAGAAUUCUUACAUCGACUAAAUGAAACCAAGGUCUACCUUAACUGAGUUCUCCAUACCUGCCUGGAAUUUUUUCCAUCUCCGGGCAGUUUUUUAUGCAUUCAUUCAUUUGAUUGCUGACUCCCUUGUUCGGGUUCUUGUAUCGAGAAUGUGUAACAUUUCCCGCUUCUGUUCACUUCAUCCCUGGGGCAUCUGAAUAAACACAGCUACAUAAAGUUGUCUACAGGAUAAUCUAGCAAUUGUAUUGCUGAAA